AUGCACCGCUCCGACAGCAACACCAUCGCGAAGCUAGCCCAGACCGGCCGCAGCUCCACCCUCGCCGCUAAGCCCGACCGCGACUCGACCCUCAAACGCUCGCACCUGUCGCUGCAUGGCCACAAGCACCAUAGCCACCACCACCACCGUCACGGCAGCCGCUCUGCCAAGUAUGGCGCCGACGACAAGGAGAUCAAGUCCGCCGUGCUGCCCGCCCCGCGCUCCCAGUUCCCGGACAUCAACGUCGUGAGGUCUGCGAACAGCGCCGACACCAGAUCCAACCCCACCGGCAGCGCCAGCAGCGCCAACGACUCCAAAGACCUCGUCAGCCCGUCCGUCAUCUCCGACUACGACCGCAACGCUCGCCACCUGUCGUCGCGUGUCGUCAAGCCCGAGGAUGUCGCCCGCGAGCGCGCGCGCCAGAAGCAGCGCGAAGGCCAACUGCGCAAUGCGCUGCGCGUCCUCGACGAGCAAUCCAUGGCGACCACGCGGCGGCUCGACGACACGUACUACUCGAUACUGGAGAAGGUGGCGGGCCUGCACGGCACCAUCGGUGGCCUGCAGGAGCUGUCGACCAUGACCCAGCGGCUGCGCGCCGAGUUCGCCGCCGACGCCGACGACCUGGUCGACGAGGUUGACGGCUCGCUCGACGCCAUCGGCGAUUUCGAUGCUCAGGCCCGCCUGCUGGAGGAGUUCGAGGCACGCAUCGUCGCGGGAAAGGAGAAGGCCGCCCGCCUGAACGAGCGCCUCGAUGCAGCGCGGAAGAGGGUCGACGAGCGGGAGAAGCUGGACGAGGAGUGGAGGGCGAGCGUGAAUCGCCGUCUGCGCAUCUUCUGGAGCGUUUUGGCCGCGCUGGUUGCCCUGUUCCUCGUCGGCUACAUCGUCUACGGCAUCCGCACUCAAGGGACUGCUGCCUCGAGGGCAGCGACCAACGGUACCACCAAGCACAACUUUUCCAUCGACUUGGAGAAUGUGGUUGUGCCGCCGCCCGUGCGGGAGAUCCUCGAGGAAGUGCACAGUUCUUCCCAGAGUGCUACCACGACACAGCCUCCAACGUCGGACGCCGCCUCGGAUGAUGAAAGAUUGCACGUGUUCGACGAACUGCCGAGUCAUGAGAGUGCCUCAGCGGAACCCCAAGGCCAUAUUUCCUCACGCAACAACCUGCUGCUCAUCGGAAGCGCUGUGCUCUUGAGGCACCCCUCUUUCGGAAUCCCUGGAGAUGCUACUGCAUUGCUCCUUUUCCUCGGCUGGAGAUUAUCUGGUAUUGGCAAUCGGAUACGGCGCCUUUGGCGAGCUAUUCAUCCCUCUCCUCUGCUUCCGUGCAGUUUAGACCCACACGGAAAGGAGCUCCGAGGGGAAUUUUACAGUGGGGUCGAGCGGGGGUUGCGAAAGUCUCACUGCGCAUUGGCCCAAGGGCAAUUCGGGGACUUGGACGAGGAGGCGGUACUGAGGGGGAAAGGGGCACCUGCACUGGCCAGUAUCGAAAUCUUGGUCCUGGAGGCAGCACUACCUGAAGAUCGUGCAGUCAUCUUUGGACUGCAACAAGAGGCUUGA
Molecule: messenger RNA, 1554 nt
Organism: Diplodia corticola
Lineage: Eukaryota; Fungi; Ascomycota; Dothideomycetes; Botryosphaeriales; Botryosphaeriaceae
Exons: 4
Coding region: 1-1554 (517 amino acids)
Source: RefSeq, a predicted model, not a curated record